AGUAUUGUAUUCGUGGCAGUGAAAGUUUGGGAGUUGCAAAAAAAUGGUCCCACACGGGGCACUGCCUCCGCCACGUGGCGUGAUCCUGUUAGACUACAACGCCGACGUGAGUAACCGAAACUGAAAAACCUAAACGAAAUUAAUAAAUUAAUUAAUUACUGAGUGAAGAUGAGAGAACGUCGGCGAGGAAGCAUUCAUUAUAAACAAGGAGUAGUAGAUAUCUGAGCGAGAGAUCAUUCACGUGCCUUGCUCUGUUUUUUCGAUUUGGCGUUUCUGUAUUUUCCCUUUUCCCACACGAUUUCGCUUUUUCUUCUGGUUUGUGUUUGUUUGUGGGAAAAGAUUCUGUGCGGUUACGUUUUGUUGACGGUGGGCGUUGUAUAUAAGACUGGAGGGUUUUCUUUCUGGUUUUACCACAGCUUACCAAGAUUCUAGAGAGAGAAUGGAAGGAGGAAAGCAAUCAGGUUCUUCACUUGCCUCUGAUCUUUUUGGGGCCAAGGAUAAGGAUUCUUCCGCCGCCUCUUCGUCUUCUGGGAUUUUCGGUUCCUUGUUUCCGCCGCCUCCAAAGGUUGUGGGAGGGGAAUGGCACUACUAUUCUGAGACAGAGAAGAAGAUUCCAAAGGCAGAUAGAAAUGGCGAAGACCAAAAGGCCAAGGAGGAGCAGCAGCAGCAGCCCUUUCACUACAGCUCCUCAAUAUACUACGGCGCUCAGGAUGUCUAUUCUCCACCCAAGACCGAGGCUGAGGCUGAGGCCGAGGCUGCUCAGACUACUUUCAACAAAGAUAACGGACAAGACGACUCCACCACUGCUUCACGAGGGAAUUGGUGGCAGGGCUCUCUUUACUAUUAAUAACACCUAAAUACCAUAUAAUACUUAAUUAGGCAUAAAUAUUUAUAUAAUAUAUAGGCAGUUGAUCCUGAACUUUUAUAAUGAAGAAAGGAGAUGCUUGGCGACAGAUUAUAUUUAAAAAGUCAGCCUCUCUUGGCCACAGUCAAUAUUUGUAACUGUAGCCGAGUAAACUUUCUUCCCCUUUCUUAAUUUCUCUUAUCAUUUCGGGGAAAUAUAAAUAUUAGCUAGUUAUAAUAGCUUUGAUAUUCCUUGUAAUCAAGUUCUGGGAAAUAUAAAUGUUAGCUAAUUAUAAA
Messenger RNA from Salvia miltiorrhiza (redroot sage), 1140 nucleotides. RefSeq lists its product as uncharacterized. The coding region runs from base 440 to 847 and encodes 135 amino acids. The record is from RefSeq and is a predicted model, not a curated record. The transcript has 6 exons. Lineage: Eukaryota; Viridiplantae; Streptophyta; Magnoliopsida; Lamiales; Lamiaceae.